AUGCCGAACAAUGCGUCGUUCAGGCCCUGCGAAAGGCGUGGCUCGUCUUGUGAUACAACCGUCCUACCAUUGCAGCUUGGGUAUCAAAGGAUUAUCAAACCAAGAUCGGGUCAAGACAUACCAACAAAUCCGGAAUGCGCUGAUUUGGAGAGCUGGCUCGGAAGGACCUUCGUCACACUCUCGACUGGCCAGAUUGGUGCAGAAUCGGCAGACGCAGAUCCGCCUGCCCCCAAGCACCCGACAUGCUUGGUGUUUCGCCAACCCCCUACCACCAGCGAGGCGAACACCCCAGUUGUCCGCCGUGAUCUCGUGCUUCGCUCACCGCACAACAUCAUCAGUGGCAUUAGCAUCCUCAUGAUGUUCAGCAACCGGGUUGCCCAAGCCUCGGAGGCCUAUACCCAUGGUGACGAGUAUUGGUUGCCGGUCUUGGAUGACUCCGAGGCUGCCGACCUCAGCCCAUCGUAUUGCAUUGCCGCCACUGUGCCGCCCAAGCUUACCCAGGGCCGGGAACAGAGAGUGAAAGUCAUCGUGGCCCAGAGAGCUUCUGCCACAUCAAUCCCGGACGUCGAGAUCCUCGCUCUGCCGUUCAAGCGACGCCCGCCCGUCCCUAGCCGCCAUCAGCGCUUGGGUCCUUGCCUUGAGCCGAGUGUGAUGCGAAGCCUGGCGAUGCCGUCGUCGCCACCCGCAGCCCACCGUUGCGGACAACCCCUGGAUGGGGAGCAGCGCUGUAUCCUGAAGUCGGAGAUGGCUUCGGCGAGCAAGCAGCCGGCCAGAUAUGCCUCCACCUGA
This is a messenger RNA of Thermothielavioides terrestris NRRL 8126, 789 nucleotides long. RefSeq lists its product as uncharacterized. The record is from RefSeq and is a predicted model, not a curated record. The transcript has a single exon. NCBI's taxonomy places the organism in Eukaryota, Fungi, Ascomycota, Sordariomycetes, Sordariales, Chaetomiaceae. Bases 1 to 789 code for a protein of 262 amino acids.